Molecule: messenger RNA, 1533 nt
Organism: Gaeumannomyces tritici R3-111a-1
Lineage: Eukaryota; Fungi; Ascomycota; Sordariomycetes; Magnaporthales; Magnaporthaceae
Exons: 4
Coding region: 92-1141 (349 amino acids)
Biological process (GO): carbohydrate metabolic process
Molecular function (GO): hydrolase activity, hydrolyzing O-glycosyl compounds
Source: RefSeq, a predicted model, not a curated record
CAGAGCUCCUGUACAUAGCUCCCGACACUUGCUCGCUUCACAGUCUGAGAGACUAGCGUACUCGAGUCAACAACUCUGUAUACUCGCCACGAUGCAUCUCCUCCCCGCCCUCGCCCUCGCCGCGCUGGCCUCGGCCGCGCCCACGGUCAUCAAUGAUGCGGACGCUCUCCUAAAGCUGCGGCAGACGGCGCAGGGCCUGAACGCGACCAUGGUGGCCGCGGGCCGCGGGUACGUCGGCACCUCCCUGACGGUCCGCAGCGACGCCCAGGAGAACGCCAUAAUCCGCGACGAGUUCGGGUCCAUCACGCCCGAGAACGCCAUGAAGUGGGACGCCACGGAGCCCCAGCAGGGCCGCUUCACCUUUGGAGGCGCCGACCAGGUGGCCAACUACGCGCGGCAGAACGGCAAGCAGAUGCGCUGCCACACGCUUGUGUGGUACAGCCAGCUGCCCAAGUGGGUCGACGACAUCACCAACAACGCGACGCUGAUGGAGGUCAUGACCAACCACAUCACCACCGUCAUGGGCCGCUACAAGGGCCAGUGCACCCACUGGGAUGUCGUGAACGAAGCGCUCAACGAGAACGGCACGCUCCGCGACAACGUCUUCCUCCGCGUCAUCGGCAAGGAGUACAUCCCGCUCGCGUUCCAGAUCGCGGCCAAGGCGGACCCCGAGGCCAAGCUGUACUACAACGACUUCAACCUCGAGUACGGCGGCGCCAAGGCCAAGGGCGCGCAGCAGAUCCUCCGGGACGUGCAGGCCUGGGGCGCAAAGAUCGACGGCGUCGGCCUGCAGGCGCACCUGGUGACGACGUCGACGCCGUCGCAGGCGGCGCUCGAGAGGACGCUGCGCCUGUACACGGACCUGGGCGUCGACGUGGCCUACACGGAGCUCGACAUCCGUCUGACCCUGCCCAGCACCGCCGAUAAGCUGCAGGUCCAGGCCGCCGCCUACCAGCGCGUCGUGGCCAGCUGCAUCGCCGUCAAGCGCUGCGUCGGAAUCACUCUCUGGGGCGUGACGGACCGCUACUCGUGGGUUCCUGGGGCCUUCAAGGGCCAAGGCGCGGCGCUGCUCUGGUCGGAGAACUAUGAGAAGAAGCCUGCGUACGACGGCUUUGUCAAAGGCCUCUCCGGCUCGAGCUAAAGGCCUGUCAGGGAUACCGGCAGCCGAGGUAGCCGUUGGUUUUUCCUUAUUGGGGGUAGAAUGGGGAAUAUGGAAGCAUUCCAGCUAGGAUGGUGAUGGCUGAAGUUUUCACAGCUUGAGGGUGAGCAGGGGUGGAAAAGGACCCACAGCCACACAUCAAGGGUUAAAUCUAUCAUGUGUGUGUGUGUGACCCAGGUCAUAGCAAGAAGACUUCCAACUUGACGUUGUCAAGUUCGGAAGAUACAUUCAUACCAAAGAGAUGAAGUCUCGCAGACAACUCGUCCUUGGCCGUACAGUAGGUUUGCGGUUAGCUUAAUGCGACGUUGUAAGUGGGCUGGGCGUUUCCCCUUACUUAAGGCCUCAAAACAGCUCCACAUCCGUCCCGCCUACCG